CAUAAUAUCGAUCUGGCAAGGUCGCAGCAUGUCGGAGGCGGGUGCUGCGGAUAGCAAAUUGUCGGUCGCGGUCGCAACAGAUGACUUCGUAAACUUAUGCUGCAUUCUGCCCGAUUUUCGCAGCAUUGUCAACCCAUUAUGACAAUAUAUGAGCUAUGUAGCGCGGCGACUACACCAGCGCGUUCAGGAGGUUCCGACUGCCUCCGGUUCUGUCAGAAUGGGGACACGCGACGGGGCAUAAAAGACCCUGCGAGGCCGCAUAGUCAUAAUACUUGCUCCUUACACAACGCCAAGCUUACAUCUUAAUUACUCGUCACGACGGCAACCAUCCGUCGAGCUUAUUCCCUCCAAUCGAGUUCGAACCCACACGUUUGUUGGCUCCAUAUGCGCACAACAAUAUGGCGCGUAAGUGCCUAACUACCGUCGUCGUGUGCCUGCUGGCGUCCACCGUGGCGGCCCAGGUCAUUGCUGAUGAGAAGAAGACCCUCGAGGAGGCAUUCUUUGGCUCCCGCAAGGGCUUAGGCCGUUUAGAACGAAUGCUUCAAAUCGAGACUGAGCCGGAGCCGGAGCCCAAGGAGCCCACUGGCACCAGCUGUGGCCCUGCUGCGCUCACCGACCGCACCGACUGCGCUGCGCCCGUGACCUCCGACCAGCCCGCCCCUACCGUCACCACUACCACCUCCAAGCCCAGCGAGGAGGGUCGUCAGCAGACCUGCACAGGACCCGACUGCCUCGAGGCGCCCAUGCCCGGCCAAGUCGGCGCCCCCAACCACGCCGCCAGCGACGCCGCCGCGCAGGCUCCCCAGACGCGGCCCUUGACGUACGGCCCCAUGACCUCGACGGCGUUUGACCGCAUGGUGGCCAAGAAGCGCGCCGCGGUGCGCGCCCAAGUGGAGGCGGCCGGCGGCAUGGACGGAAUGCUAAAGACGUUCAUGGAGGCCCACGCCGACCCGUUCAAGGAGGCUGCCGCGCUGAAGGUGCCGCGCCACGCCUCCGACGAGGCCGGCAUCCCAAUUCCCUCCGCCAGCAGCGCCAGCUCUGGGUCCAGCAAGCAGCAGCAGCCCCCACCCGUGAGGCGGGACUUUGAGAUGCGCUUCGCCGCCGAGGCCCCCGCCAUGGCGCCCGCCAACGACGAGGAGGCGGUGCUAGCUGACGAGGCCGCCGCGCGCUCCCACACGCCCGCCGCCGCCGGCCGCGCCUGGGGCACCAGCGAGGCCAACCUCAGAAAGCAGCAGACGCAGCAGCAGCCCAAGGGCCAGCAGCAGCAGCCCACGGGCCAGCAGCAGGACGACCAGCAGCAGCCCAAUGGCCCCGGCCGGCCGCCCAUGACCGAGGAGGAGGCGGCCAAGCUGGCGGUGCAGGCUGCGGCGCGCAAAGCGGGUCUGGGCCGCAAGAGGCUGGCGGCGCAGGCCGGCCGGCUCUUGGACCGCCAGGCGGCGCUGUCGGCGGCGAUGCAGGCCAAGCAGAGUGCCAAGGCCACGGCGCUGCCCACCCGCACCACCACCGGCGCAGGCGCCACUGGCCAGCAGCAGCAGCAGCAGCAGCAGCAGCAGCAGCCGCUGGGCCGCCCCAAGCGCGGCGUCACUGCCUCAUCAGGCGGGGCUGACUACAAGACCAUGCCGGCCGCCUCGCGCUCGGGCUUUGCCGGCCGCGGCCCCCGCGAGCCGCGCAUUGAGGUGGAGGCCCACGUCAUGCCCGGCGCCUCGCGCCCCGCCUCCGAGCUGCCCGAUGCCGACCGUGUGCCUGACUCGCUCCUGCGCCCCAAGCCCCAGCCGCAGCAGCAGCCGGAGACCGCCGCCGCCACUGAGCAGACCGCCGCCUCCGAAGCGGCGGCGCCGCACCACGUGCGCUCCGACAUUGAGCGUGUGCUGCUGCUGGAGCAGCACGCCACCGCCGCCGCCGCCGCCGCCCUGACCGAGGAGGCACCCAGGGAGCCUGCUGCUUCCAAGCCGGCCAAGGCCGUGAGGAAGCCCUCUGCGCGCAUGUCGCAGGCCGUGUACAAGCUGCAGCUGCAGCAGCGCAUCCAGGCUGACCAGGCGGCGCAGGCGCGCAGCUGGGCGGCGCUGGACUACGCCUGCGCCGCGCUGCUGCUCAUGGUGGCGCCUGUGGCCGUGUUCCUGGCGGCGGCUGUGAUGGAGGACGUCUUCCUCAGGUCCACGGGCGCCGCGCCCAGCGUGCCGUCGACCUCGUCGUCGGCGUCGUGGUCGGAGCUGCCGGUGCGCUGGGCGGAGCUCACCGCCGGCCUGUGGCGACGCACCCGCCGCGCCGCCGCCGCCGCGAUGAAGGCUCUGCCGGUGGUUGCGCACGGCGGCGGCCGCGACCAGCUGCCCAUGUGCUCGCAGGAGCAGGAGGCGCUCGCCGCCAUCACCUCGCACGCGACCGGCGUGGCGGACCUGACUGUGCGCCGCCGGCACUAGAGCGGCCGCUGCUGCAGACAUCCUGCAGAGGGAGCUCGUCCAUGGCGUGUGAGUGCUUAACGCAGCAGCAUUGGCAGCAGCAGUGACGGCAGUAAUGGCAGCGGCAGCUUGGCUUUCAGUCGUGGUCCGCGCAAGCGCGGCGCAAGUCGUUCGGGGCCUGCCAGUAGGUCCCUGGUUGUUUUUUGACGGCGGGGUCACAACUAGAUGGGUUUGGGGCGAGAUUAGGUAGCUGCCCGAUGCCCGUAAAAGCUCAACAGUGCGCAGCAAGAGUAGCAGGGUGCAGCACACGUUCGGCUGGGAUGUCGAUAGUGUGGCACAAUCCGACGUUGUUGUGGUGAGCAAGCAGUGCAACAAGGCGCAGGCCGGGCCAACGCGGUGCAUUGAGCGUGUUUGGCAGGUCCGGUUGUGGUUGCACACGCGGGCAGAAUUGGCACCCCCAUGUUGUCAAGUAUAGGGGGCAAUCUUCUUUUCAUGCGCUGUGAUUUGACGCCGCUGUGCCGAAUUGUUUGUUUCGAUUCGAGUGCCAUUUCUCUGAGUGCGUGGACUGCGACGUGUUUUACCGUAUGUUACGGCGCCCCGUUUGGCGGCCGCAGAUCAACUUCCACAUAAGUUGUUACUGAAGCCUUCUGCAGGGUAUGAUCUUGGUUAGUUUGCCUCGUUUCGCUGCGGUAAUGUACCCUGGCGACGAGCCUCCACACACGAACCAUGGGACAGAUGCAUGGUCGUGAUGACAAGCAUGUGGUAUGACGUAUUGCACGCACAAGAAGACACAAGGCAAGAGCGCUGCAAUUAAUAGUCACAAGCAUGGAUCCCAUGCUAGAGAAUUGUGGGAUAGCCGUAUGGUUUGUACCUGACCGUUUUGAUGAGUAUGCGUUGCAUUGCCGCCAUGACUCUGAGUAGCCGAUAGCACCUUUGCAUUAGGAGCUGAUUGAGCCCGACUUAUUAUAGUAAGCAGUGGUCUGUACAUACAGGCCUAAAUCUGGAGAGUGUUUGCAUGGGGGAGACGCCAAAUGAGUGUGCGACAAGCAGGACGAAGGGAGCCUGGCAAAGUAUUGAGAUGGAGAGCUAGCUCGAGCUCGAGCAAGCAAGAGAGGAGCAAUUCGUGAGUGCUCGGGGCUUUCCUUGUGUAUUAAUCUCUAACGCAGGUUCCUGAACGAUGGUAUGAUGCAGGGGGUGCCUUUCGUCCUUGUGGUUUUCUUGGCACGCUGCAUGUUCCGCACACGCAACAUGGGAGUUACAGGGCCGGCAGCAACAGAAGCGCAAGGGUUGCUUGCUCGGGAGCAAGAUACGAUAGUGACAAGUGGAUGGUGCUAGACGUUAGUCAAUACAGAGUUUGGCGGCACGGCUUAUUAAGUACAUGGAGGCGCAGACGGGCAUGCCGUCAUGCGUAUGAAGGGGUAUAACUUGCUUGCUCAUAAACGUGUAAUGGACAGAUGUU
Chlamydomonas reinhardtii is the source of this 3855-nucleotide messenger RNA. RefSeq lists its product as uncharacterized. NCBI's taxonomy places the organism in Eukaryota, Viridiplantae, Chlorophyta, Chlorophyceae, Chlamydomonadales, Chlamydomonadaceae. Gene Ontology annotation, molecular function: RNA polymerase II transcription regulatory region sequence-specific DNA binding; DNA-binding transcription factor activity, RNA polymerase II-specific. The record is from RefSeq and is a predicted model, not a curated record. The transcript is spliced from 5 exons. Bases 399 to 2417 code for a protein of 672 amino acids. Gene Ontology annotation, cellular component: nucleus. Gene Ontology annotation, biological process: regulation of transcription by RNA polymerase II.